Monodelphis domestica (gray short-tailed opossum) is the source of this 1239-nucleotide messenger RNA. RefSeq names its product putative E3 ubiquitin-protein ligase TRIML1. NCBI's taxonomy places the organism in Eukaryota, Metazoa, Chordata, Mammalia, Didelphimorphia, Didelphidae. The record is from RefSeq and is a predicted model, not a curated record. Gene Ontology annotation, molecular function: zinc ion binding.
AUGGAGGCUAAAGACUUGAUUAAAAGUCUCAAGGCAGAACUCACUUGCUCCAUCUGUCUGGGCUACUUCACAGACCCGGUGACUGCCCUCAAAUGUGGGCAUACUUUUUGCAAAGACUGUCUCCUCCAGUGCGAUGAGCAAGCUGAUGCUACACUAACUUGUCCUGAGUGCAGAGCUGUCAUUAGGUACAGUGACAUUGUGCCCAACGAGAACCUGCAGAAUUUGUCCAUCACUGGCAAAACUCUGAGACAGCAUUUACUGCUGAGCCCGGCACUUCUGACCACCUGUGAUCAACAUGGAGAAAAAGAAAAGCUCUUUUGUGAGCAAGACCAAAAACUAAUUUGUGAUUCCUGCUUAUUAACCCAAGAGCACAAGGAUCACCAAGACCUUCCUUUGCAAAUGGCUGCUGACAAGUGCAAGAAGAAACUCCAGGAGACACUGAAUGUGUUACAGGAAAAGGAGGAGGAAUUGAAAGCGGAAAUCAAUGAUAUAGUAAAAGAAGAGAAAUAUUUUAAGAAGGAUUCAGACUUUUAUAAAGAGCUAAUUAAAUGUGAAUACAGAAAAAUGCACGAGAUCUUAUACAAUGAAGAAAAUAGACACCUGCAAAAACUGGACCAGGAAAUAGAAGACAAACUGGCAAAAGUCGAAGCAAAUAAGGCCAAACUAUCCCAACAAAUUCAACACGUGCAACAAAAGAUACUAGAAAUAGAGGAGAGUUUGGAUGAGGCACCCUUGGAAAUGCUCCAGGAUAUGAAAGGCAUCCUGGAAAGGAAUGAGGAGCUGCAGCUUCAAGAUACAGAGACUGAAAAGCUCACUUAUACAACUUACCAGAUGACUGGUUUAAUAGAAAUUCUUAGGAGCUAUCAAACAGGUAUCACAGUGGAUCCUGAAACAGACAGACUUCAUCUUAUUGUGCCUGAACAUUUUAAGAGUUUAAAGUAUAGGCUUGACCCUCGCAACCAGCCUGACAACGAAGAAAGACUUGACUAUUUUGUUAUUAUGUUGGGGACUGAGACCUUUACCAGUGGCAAACACUACUGGGAAGCAGAUGUGGAAGCGGAUAUCAUACUGGGUCCUGAAACAGACAGUUUUCAUCUUAUUGUACCUGAAGAUUUUAAGCAUUUAAAGUAUGGACAUGACUCACAAGACCAGCCUGACAAUCAAGAAAGGUUUGAUUAUUCUGUUACUAUGUUGGGAGCUCAGACCUCUUUGACAGUGGGACACACUACUGGAAAGUAA